GUAAAUUAGCUAUGGUUACAGCUGAUUUAUCACAAGACAAUGAUAUUGCAAGUGUUUUACUUUAUAAUGCUAAUUUAAGAUGUCGUAGCUGUAAAGCUACUAAAAAUGAAUAUCUUCUUUGA
This is a messenger RNA of Funneliformis caledonium, 122 nucleotides long. The record is from the annotation of a GenBank genome assembly. NCBI's taxonomy places the organism in Eukaryota, Fungi, Glomeromycota, Glomeromycetes, Glomerales, Glomeraceae.